Messenger RNA from Oncorhynchus masou masou (cherry salmon), 5159 nucleotides. RefSeq names its product zinc finger and BTB domain-containing protein 16-A-like. Gene Ontology annotation, biological process: regulation of transcription by RNA polymerase II. The transcript has 7 exons. Gene Ontology annotation, cellular component: nucleoplasm. NCBI's taxonomy places the organism in Eukaryota, Metazoa, Chordata, Actinopteri, Salmoniformes, Salmonidae. The record is from RefSeq and is a predicted model, not a curated record. Gene Ontology annotation, molecular function: DNA-binding transcription repressor activity, RNA polymerase II-specific; protein binding; RNA polymerase II cis-regulatory region sequence-specific DNA binding. The coding region runs from base 182 to 2134 and encodes 650 amino acids.
GUUUGGAGCGGGUUCUGUGAAAUGCCUUGCCAUGAUGUUGCCUGAAUGAUAACGCAAUCGGCUGAGUGAGGACGUAACAGGCCGCUAAGACUUCUAGACACACUGAAGGAAAGGUGGGAUAGAACACACCUCAUGCGUGGGCUCAGAGAGGGUCCGAGGCUGUACGGAUCAUCUGACUAAGAUGGGUGUUCUCCAGCUCCACAACCCCACCCUCCCCGCCACGCUCCUGCACAGGGCCAAUCAUAUGCGUCUGUCGGGAACGCUGUGUGACGUCAUAAUCACGGUGGAUGGCCAGGAGUUCCCGGCCCACCGCACCGUCCUGGCCUGCACCAGCAAGAUGUUUGAGAUCUUGUUCCACCGCAGCAGCCUGCGCUACGCCCUCGACUUCCUCUCCCCCAAGACCUUCCAGCAGAUCCUGGAGUACGCCUACACGGCCUCCCUGCAGGCCACGGCCGAGGACCUGGAUGACCUGCUGUACGCCGCUGAGAUCCUGGAGAUCGAGUACCUGGAGGAGCAGUGCCUCAAGGUCCUGGAGACCAUCCAGUCAGAGGAGAAGCAGGACCACCUGAGUUUGAGUGGGAGGAACCACGGGUCUGGAGAGAGCGAACAUGGCAGGGCAAGGCACUGGAGGAACAUGCUAAUCUCCAAGAAGCAUUCCAUGCAGGAGGGUGGUAUCAACCCCACCGCCCUGCACCACCUGGCACUGUACCACAUGACUGACAGGAGUCCCUCUAUGCCAGGGGGACUACCUAUGGGGCUCCCUGUAGCUAGUCCCACACAAGUUGGAGGGCUUAGUCUGGAGGGCCUGGGUCAGUCUCCACUACAGUACAGCCUCAAUGGAGCACAGCACCCCUCCCUGCCUCUGACUAAGAGGAUAAAGACAGAGGACAAUAACAUGCAGGUGGAUGAAGUCAAUAGCUACGAGGGCCGGUCCUCCAGCGGAGGGGAGGGAGGCUUUGAAUCGGACCAGCCCAGAGAUGAGGGCCCGGGGACCCCCCAAAGAGGCAGUGUCAUCACCUCGGCUAGAGAGCAGCACUCGGGCCAAGAGGAGGGGGGCAUAGUGGGGAACAACUCUCCUCUGGACAGUUACCCUGGGCUGGCUGAGAAACACCUGGCCUCCCUCUACUCAUCCAUGCCCUCCAAUCACAUAGGGGAGGUGGGGUUGCCUAUGCCCAUGUCGGUGGCCCCUUCCCUGGCCAUGUCCCUGGACCUGAGGGCCUACAGGGGACUGCUGCCCCAAGGCCUGCUCCACAGGGAGAUCCUCAGCAGGCUGGGCCAGUUUGCAGCAGGGAUGAGGCGGGAGGGCCAGAGUCAGAGUCAGAGCUGUGGGGACUGUGGUCUCCAGCUGCAUAACAGAGAGGCCAUGGAGCAACACAGGAAGCUGCACAGUGGAGGCGAGAAGGGACACGGCUGUGAGUUCUGUGGCAAACGCUUCAUAGACAGUGUACGGCUCAGGAUGCACAUGCUCUGUCACUCAGCUGGAGCUGAGGCCCUGGUGUGUGAUCAGUGUGGAGCUACAUUCUCUGCUGAAGACGCUCUGGAGGCCCACAGACAGACACACACAGGGACAGACAUGGCAGUGUUCUGUCUUCUGUGUGCCAAGCGGUUCCAGACCCAGAAGGCUCUGCAGCAGCACAUGGAGGUCCAUGCAGGGAUGCACAGCUACGUCUGCAGCCACUGUGACCACACCUUCCCCAGCCACACCACCCUCAAACGCCACCUGCGCUCACACACAGGUGACCACCCGUUUGAGUGUGAGUUCUGUGGGAGCUGUUUCCGGGACGAUGGCAUGUUGAGGGGACACAAACGCAUCCACACGGGAGAGAAGCCUUACGAGUGUAACGGCUGUGGCAAAAGGUUCAGCCUCAAGCACCAGCUGGAGACCCACUACCGCGUACACACAGGUGAGAAGCCAUUUGAGUGCAAGAUCUGUCACCAGCGAUCCAGGGACUACUCUGCCAUGAUCAAGCACCUGCGCACCCACAACGGAGCGUCGCCCUACCAGUGUACCAUCUGCCAGGACUUCUGCCCCAGCCUGGCAGCCAUGCAGAAACACAUGAAGAGCCACAGACCCGAGGAUGUGCCCCUGGACUGGAGGAUAGAGAAGACCUACCUGUACGUAUGCUACGUCUGAGUAGGACUUAGACACUAAGACACACUAUCCUAUGUGUGGGCAGGUUUUUCAUCUUAUUAUUUCCUCUAAAGAGAAGUAAGUUGAUAAUUUCUGUGGUUUGAUUGCUUUUAUCACGAAUUGCCACAAUGAUCUGUCAUUACAUUAAACCUUCAUAUGUGUUGAAGGCUAAAAGACUACUGGUCAGGUUACCACAGCAGUGAAAGUGUUAUCUGUUAUUACAUUAAACCUCCAUAUGUGUUGAAGGCUGAAAGACUACUGGUCAGGUUACCACAGCAGUGAAAGUGUUAUCUGUUAUUACAUUAAACCUCCACAUGUGUUGAAGUCUGAAAGACUACUGGUCAGGUUACCACAGCAGUGAAAGUGUUAUCUGUUAUUACAUUAAACCUCCAUAUGUGUUGAAGGUUGAAAGACUACUGGUCAGGUUACCACAGCAGUGAAAGUGUUAUCUGUUAUUACAUUAAACCUCCACAUGUGUUGAAGUCUGAAAUACUACUGGUCAGGUUACCACAGCAGUGAAAGUGUUAUCUGUUAUUACAUUAAACCUCCACAUGUGUUGAAGGCUGAAAGACUACUGGUCAGGUUACCACAGCAGUGAAAGUGUUAUCUGUUAUUACAUUAAACCUCCACAUGUGUUGAAGGCUGAAAGACUACUGGUCAGGUUACCACAGCAGUGAAAGUGUUAUCUGUUAUUACAUUAAACCUCCACAUGUGUUGAAGUCUGAAAUACUACUGGUCAGGUUACCACAGCAGUGAAAGUGUUAUCUGUUAUUACAUUAAACCUCCACAUGUGUUGAAGGCUGAAAGACUACUGGUCAGGUUACCACAGCAGUGAAAGUGUUAUCUGUUAUUACAUUAAACCUCCACAUGUGUUGAAGGCUGAAAGACUACUGGUCAGGUUACCACAGCAGUGAAAGUGUUGCACUAGAAGGGAUAUUGAGUUCUAUCUGCUGUGACUCUGAUUGUGAGACGUAGAACUUCUCUGGUCGAAUUGCAGUACUAUUGCCACCCUUACUACGUAGAUUGGUUGAGACAAACAAAUAUUUCCUGGGUUAUUAUUUCCUGUCACAUUUCCUGUAAUUGCUUUUUUGGGGUGUUUGUUUUUUGCAUGUUUUACUUGAAUGGUCUCCAUAAACUUGAUUUAAUUUGUGUCUUAUUUUUCCAGUGCGCAUAUUUAGCAUAUAAUUUCCCCUACCUGUCAGUUAGUCUAUCUGCUCAUGCUGAUUGACAAGCAUUAAGGUGUAACAGGUUUUGCUAUUUAUGUCAUGCAUCGAUUUUGUUACCAAAUAGGUGUUGGUUAUUUUUUACCCAACCUCAAGGCCGUUUAUUUUGAUAUUAGAAUAAGCGCUCCCUCUUCGAUCUUCAACCUUUGCACAGAGGCAAUAGCACAUCUUAGAACUGGUGUUUUUCAUUGUGUUUUCAUCCACCGUCUGUAGCUUUACCUUCAAAUGUCCUUUUAUAUUGGUGAAGCGGCUUGAAAUGUUCUGAGAAUGAAUCAAUGGAAUUGAUUUGGACGGUUGCCUGUUGGGUAGAAAAAAAGAUUUGAAAGCCUUCAAAGUGACUUUUGUGUGAAUAAUUUUUUUAUCAGUAGAAUUAUAGCAGUCUGUUAAACCACAGAAUUAAAACAUUUUCUAAGUGAAAAGAAAGAACAUGUGAGUAAAAGUGUUGUCUUUUUACUAAACGUGAAAGGUUGAAUCACUAAAAGCAGGUUAUCGUCAGUUGUGAUGUCUGUUGCUGUAAAUGUGAUUGUAUCUUAUUCCUAGACGAGAGCCAAAAGAGGGCUUCUCUGAUUUUAAAAUGUUGUAUUUUUGUAUUACAGUGAUCUGCAAUUUGUUUACAUUUGUUUUGAUUUCAGAAACAUCUUUUCUUGUGUGUUUUGUAAGUCUCUGGAGUCUGAUUUGAGUGAGCCCUCCCUGUGCCUCUUUUAUAAAUGGAGAAUAGAUGUGCUGAAUACAUGAAUACAGUAUAUGUUUGUUGUGUUGACCGUUGUUGUUCCUGGGUGUUUGUUUAUUGUUGGUGAAGAACUGAUUUUCACUGCCAUGCCAUAGUAGACGCUAUUGUCUAAACAUUGUCAUUUGAAACAAGAUACUUGUUCUAAUGACUAUGGUAUUAUGCCCCAGGCACCUCAAGCCUCAAAGCAAAGUUUACGUGUGAGAUUUUCUUUCAAAAUGUUCUGUCUUGUUGAAUGGGGAUAAAAUGCACAGAAGACACAGAAUACAUCGUGGUAUUGUUAAUAACCUUUAUAAAGCUACAAAUUCAGCAUAUAUGGGUCUAUGUAACACUAUGACCUUCUAGAACAACAAGCCAACACUCAAUGCCAUGAAAACAAUUAAAAGCACCGACUCAUCCUCACUGUACUACUGUUCUACUCUACAAACACAUGCACUAUAAGGAUCUUAGGAUUUCCGUGGUGGACCAAAACUAACAAAGCUCUUUCAAAAAAGUGUUUUCUUUGAUCGUUCUAUGUUGUAACAAAGCAGAAGUAGUUUUAUUUGGUAUGUGUACUAGCAGGAUGUGAUGAUCAUCAUGUAGGUAGAUAUUAUGUAAAUGUUUGUCUACCUCAGCACCAGUUCAGUCAGUGCUUGUCCUGGUGUCCAAUCAGGGUUGUUCUUCUUGCCAUGUGUGUUAAAUCCCUUUGCAUUACAGCUUUGUAACACUGUGUGUGCAAGUGUUUUCUCAGUGUUGAUUCAGGCACAGAUCUUUUUACGCAUCAGUGUUCUGUGGCAUGAUGAAAAAAUAAUAAAAUAGAAACUAUUUUACAGUGCAGAUCUUUAUUGUGUCAUCAGUCAAGUAAAGUGAGUUCUUACUGUCUGGUUUUGGUGCAUACUAUUCACAUGCACUACAGGAAUAUGUUCCAUGUUUGAAGAUGUUAUAAAAUAUCAAAAUGCUAAUUGUAUGUAGUUCUGUUCUUGAGCUGUUCUUGUCUAUUAUUGUUCUGUAUUGUGUCAUGUUUUGUGUGGACCACAAGAAGAGCAGCUGCUGCUUUCGCAACAGCUAAUGGGGAUCCUAAUAAAAUACCAAAAAGAUC